CAUUUACAACGCGUACAUGCACUUUUUUUUGUUCUGAAAUCAAGAGUAUCCGUUACCCUAGGUUUAGCGGUUUUGCAUCCUAAUGCCCAUAUUCACCGUCGCUUGAGUACGAUUAAUGACUAAUCUAUAUUAUUGCCGCGUUUUCAUAUGCACCGAUACAUUUAACACCUGCUAAUCGUGUGUAGGCGUAAUCCUAGCGUAUUGACAGUUAAUCCGAAAAUUGACGGAUUGUGGUUCUAACCUUAUUUCGAGUUGUUGAUGUCUUUUUCCGGACAUUUCGGCUACAAAAAACACUGUUCCCAGAUUGGUAGAACAAAUAGACCGUCUUUAAACACCUUUUCCAAGAUUUCAGUCACUAUAAAAGUUUUGUUUUUCCAGGAAUAAUAGUGUGUUGCCCAUUAAUCAGGUGGGUGGGGCAUAUUAAAAGGUUGGAAUUAUCAAGACUUCGACAAGGAUACCCUUCUCCGGAAACUUCACGAGAGAUACGGAGUGUCUCCAUUUUUUAAAAUCACCGUCGAGCCAAAUCCCAUCGUACCUGGCCAGAACAACAUCAGGAUAUCUCCGUCGGGACUUGGGCUUCCCGACAAAGAAUAUUAUUUUAGAGAAGACAGUGAUAAGAUUCAGCAAGCCUAUAAAGAAUACAUUCGAGAUGUGGUAAUUUACAUGAGCAGCGCCAGAAACGAAGCAACCAAGUUUGGUAAUGACAUUUUUUCAUACGAAAAAAGAAUAGCAGAAAUAACACCGGACAGGGUGAUGUUGCAAAACCCCAUCACUACCUACAAUAUCAUAUCGAUUUCGGAGCUUCGAGAAACGAACUUGAUAAAAUUUUACGACAUUCUUCUCGCCAUGUACAAAGACUCACAAAUUACGGACCAGACUGAGGUCAUAGUAACAUCGAUAGAAUACCUACACCAGAUAGCACAAAUAAUCUCAACAACGGAUCGUAAAACUAUGAACGGCUAUUUGAUUUGGACUUUGGUACGAGAAUAUGUGCCUUUCCUAUCAGACAAGUAUACUUCGGUCUUGCAAAAUUUUCACUCGAAUCUUUAUGGGAUAGAGGAACCCAUGCAAAGAUGGGAAUACUGCGCGAAAUUGACAAAUAGAUUCAUGGGUCUCGCAGUGAAUUACUUUAGGGAGAAAAAAGACCCAUUGACUAAAGAAACAAUGCAAAUAGUGAAUACUACAUUUGAUAGCGUUGUAGUUGUCGCAAGGCGUAAAAUAAAGACCGAUAAAAUAACAAAUGGAUUAUAUGAACAUCUCAAUACCAAGCUAUUAAAUCUGCGGUUACAAAUAGGCGUUCCAAAAGCUUACAGCGAUCUGAUGUUUCUGAAAGAUUAUUAUUUAAAAUUCAAGAUAAUCAACCAUAAUUUCUUCGAAAACGUAAAAUCUGCUAUGGAGUUUCAAAAGAAGAUAGAAGAAAGAAGACUGUCAAAAUCACCCCCAGAAGAGACAAUUUUAAGCCACGUACUUGCAGAAACACCCAAAGUAGUAUACUCUGCUUCGGAUCAUGCCGUGGUUGUGCCUAGAAUGUUGGUCAAGGAGCCUAUUUUUGAAACUCACUUUCCAAGAGCGAUUAUCUUCGGAAGAUUAGGACAUGAAAUAAGUGAAGCAGUGAUUUCAUCAAUUCUGCCUUACGGAAGCGUUUGGACCGCCGAAAAGAAAAUUUUGUCACCUUUCCACAGGAUCGUCGAUGAUUCGUUCAAAUCUGUUGAACUUACAAGAAAUUGCUUGUCAAAAUUCAUCAUGGAGACUGGCAACGAUAUUUCCGAUAUUUUUGCUAACGAAACUGCUUUAACUACUAGCAUUCAUUUGUCUGCGCUAGAUGUCGCUGAAAAGGCACUAGGUUUGUCCCUUGAGAAAUCUAUUCACUUACACCAACCAGCAUUGGAAAAUUUUGAAGAUACGGCGUUGUUCUUUUUAGCGUAUGCCCAGACUCAGUGUUCAGAAUCUACCCGGCAACAGCAGUUCUAUGACAUUAUAACGGAAUUUAAAUUGGACCACAAAUCAAGACUGAAGCUAGCAUGGACCCAGAUACCAGAGUUUUCGCAGUCCCUUGGCUGUGAUUUUAACAAACAUUUUCAAUGCCAAAAGUUAUUUUAAAUAUUUAAAAACCUCUUAAGUAUUUCUUGUGAUGUACAUAUAAGAUCAGUUUAUUUUCCUUCUUUAUUUAUUUUUAUUCAGUUUUAUGGAGUCCAUUUUUUAUUUUAAAUAAAAUAAUGUUUGCUUAA
This is a messenger RNA of Acanthoscelides obtectus, 2228 nucleotides long. Lineage: Eukaryota; Metazoa; Arthropoda; Insecta; Coleoptera; Chrysomelidae. The record is from the annotation of a GenBank genome assembly.